Molecule: messenger RNA, 1479 nt
Organism: Lathyrus sativus (Indian pea)
Lineage: Eukaryota; Viridiplantae; Streptophyta; Magnoliopsida; Fabales; Fabaceae
Source: the annotation of a GenBank genome assembly
AUGGCUUCUCCGCGAGCUAUGGAAAACACCGAGAACAGUUUGGACAAGAUCAAGCGCCAACUAGCUUCCGCUUCUGGUAGAAACUUGUUGCAGGGACCACUUCUUAAGAGAUCCGAAACUCUGAGGAAAUGGAAUGAACGUUGGGUGAUCUUGGACCCUACGACCGGAAGAAUGGAAUACAAGUUGAGAAGAAAUGAGCCGACUGUUAAGGGAACAAUUGUGUUUGACGCGAAUAGCACCAUUACUGUGUCUCCUGUGAAUUUCAACGGGCAACCGAAGUAUGACGGGUGCUGCAUUUAUAUCGGGACGCCACAGAAAAAGGAUUAUUUUCUUUGCGCGGAGACUCCUGGCGCAGCUAGAGCAUGGGUGUCAACUUUGCAUGCGACUCAGUUGGUUCUGAAAGCUCAUAAAGAAGCUGUGAAUUCCUUAAGCGGGAAUGGUUCUACGAAAUUAGGAACUGUUGCAACCGUUGUUGCUGCCGCCAACUCAACAGCCUCGGAAUGUUCUAAAGAAAUCGAAGCAGCUAUGCAGAUUUCUUUGCGAACCGCACUUGGAAUGAUGCCAAAUAGGACCACUGAUGGUCCUAUGGAUGAUUUAGCAAUCAUGAAGGAAACACUACGAGUUAAGGACGAGGAGCUACAGAAUUUGGCUCGAGACCUUCGGGCACGCGAUUCAACUAUAAAAGAAAUAGCAGAUAAGUUAUCCGAGACUGCCGAAGCUGCUGAAGCUGCAGCAUCUGCUGCUUAUACUAUGGAUGACCACCGGAGAAUCGCCUGCGCAGAAAUUGAUCGUUUGAGAAAAGAAUCCGAGAAGCAGCAGGAGGCGUAUGCACAAAAGGUAAAGGAGUAUGAAGAAAAAAUUUCGGGCUUAAGCAAAGAAAGAGAGCAAUUAAUCAGCCAGAGAGAAGCUGCGAUCCAGGAGGCACAUAUGUGGCGUACUGAACUCGGGAAAGCUCGAGAGCAUGGUGUGAUCUUAGAAGCAACUGUAGUAAGGGCGGAAGAGAAGGUUAGGGUUGCAGAGGCAAACGCUGAAGCUAGGAUAAAGGAUGCUGUACAGAGAGAAUCGGCGGCAACAAAAGAGAAGCAGGAGCUUCUCGCAUAUGUUAACAUGCUAAAAGCACAACUUCAAAGGCAACACAUCGAUGCAACUCAAGUUGUGGAGAAGACAGAGUCGUGCUCGGAUACAAAGCACGUGGACCCUACAGAAGAAAAUGUCGAUAAAGCAUGCCUUAGUGUUUCUCGAGCAAACCCUAUCCCUGCCGAGAACGUAGUUCACAUGGCAACAGAUCAGGUAAACAGCAUUCAGCCAGUUGGUGACAAUGAAUGGAGCGAUAUUCAAGCGACAGAGGCAAGAAUAGCCGAUGUAAGGGAAGUAGCAGCGCCAGAAACUGACGGAAGCAGCUUGGAUAUUCCGGUGGUUAGCCAACCAGGCAUCAAUCAUCACCAUGAACAAGGAUCAAACUCUUUCCAUCAGCCUUGA